Diospyros lotus (date-plum) is the source of this 1355-nucleotide messenger RNA. RefSeq names its product probable xyloglucan endotransglucosylase/hydrolase protein 30. Lineage: Eukaryota; Viridiplantae; Streptophyta; Magnoliopsida; Ericales; Ebenaceae. The coding region runs from base 64 to 1125 and encodes 353 amino acids. Gene Ontology annotation, biological process: xyloglucan metabolic process; cell wall biogenesis. The transcript has 4 exons. Gene Ontology annotation, cellular component: apoplast; cell wall. The record is from RefSeq and is a predicted model, not a curated record. Gene Ontology annotation, molecular function: hydrolase activity, hydrolyzing O-glycosyl compounds; xyloglucan:xyloglucosyl transferase activity.
GAGAGAGAGCCAAUGAAGAAGGAAGAAGAAACAACAGAAAACCACCACUAAGUUAAAUCGACAAUGGAUCUUUUACCAUCGUUGUUUUCCUCUCUUCUCUUAUUCUUCUCCUUCUCUCUCUUCUCCUUCCUCAUCAGCUCUGCAGCAGCUUUCAACUUCUCAACUAUCACCUUCGACCAGGGCUACACCCCUCUUUUCAGCGACUUCAACAUCCUCCGCUCCCACGACGACAAAUCCGUCUCUCUCAUCCUUAAUCGCCUCUCAGGCUCCGGCUUCAUCUCCUCCUAUUACUACAACUACGGUCUCUUCAGCGCCAAUAUCAAGUUGCCGGCGAACUAUUCCGCCGGCAUCGUCGUUGCAUUUUACACAUCAAACGGUGACGUGUUUGAGAAGAAUCAUGACGAAUUGGACUUCGAGUUCUUAGGAAACAUCCACAACAGGCCAUGGAGGUUCCAGACGAACUUGUAUGGGAAUGGAAGCACGGAUCGUGGGAGGGAGGAGAGAUACAUUUUGUGGUUUGAUCCGACCAAGGAAUUCCAUCGCUACACCAUUCUUUGGACCUCCAAAAGCAUCAUAUUCUACGUGGAUGAAGUCCCGAUUAGGGAGGUGGUGCGGAGCGAAGCCAUGGGCGGCGACUACCCAUCAAAGCCAAUGUCACUCUACGCCACCAUAUGGGACGCCUCCAACUGGGCCACCAACGGCGGCAAGUAUAAAGUCCAGUACAAAUAUGAGCCCUUCGUCUCCGACUUCUCCGACCUCGUCCUCCAGGGCUGCCCCGUCGACCCCAUUCAGCAAGUCCCGGCCAGCCUCUGCGACGACCCCACCGCCGACCUCGAGUCCGCGGACUUCGCCACCAUCUCGCCCGAGCGCCGCAAGGCCAUGACCUGGUUCCGCGAGAGGUACAUGUACUACUCCUACUGUUAUGACACCGUCAGGUACCCGGUGCCGCCGCCGGAGUGCGUGAUCGUUCCAUCGGAGCAGCACCUCUUCUUGGAGACUGGGAAGCUGAAGCAAGCCCUGAAAAUGAAGUUCGGUCGCCACCCUAACCGCCGGCGCGGCUCACGGCCGCGGCGGAGCAAGGCGAAGCUAGCUUCGGUUGCCACCAGGGCCGCAAGUACGAUGUGAUAAUUAGUGCUCAUGUGGACGGCGUGAAACUUGAUUUGAGGCAUUAGUGGUGGUGGUGGUGGUGGUUCUUAGAUUGAUAGUAGUUGUCAUUUUGUGCAGUGCAUUUUAUUGUUCUGAUUACUUUUCUUCAGUUUCUUGGGAUGUGACAAAAGCACAAAAUCUUGGAUUGCUGACUUUAGUUGGAAGUACAAAAUGAUAUUUUGAUAGAAUUAAUGUUGUAUAGAAAUCAU